GACCACUGAUGUCUCGUCAUAUGUAGUAAACAACCAAGUGUAGCCUUCUACGCAGCUACACUGUCAUCAACAUGUCGGUCCGGGAGCGACGUGGCCUGAGAAUGAAUCCACCGACGUGAGGAUCAUGUUUGUAAGAAUACCGAGGAUGAGAAACGCGCUAAUUUUCGUGUUCUGUGCACGUCAAGCGGCACAGGCACGACGCGUCACCUCCUCAUCUCGAGGGCUCUUCAGUGCUGCAUUUGGUCGGCUGUCUUCGUCCUUCACAGACGAAACAAGUCCGGAACAAGAUGGCGAAAACCCCUUAGCCGCGGAUGACUCUGCAAUCACGUCAUCUUCAGUCCUUGCGUCGACAAGGAAAGCGGCAGAGUCGCGCCUGAAGGAGAAGCCAAUAUUACUGGAGAACAAAGAGGCUUCGCCUAGCGGUAGUGGUGUCCCUGAAGCGAAGACAGUCUACUCACCAUCUACAGGCGGCUCGAAAGAAGUCGUGGACUUGUCGUCUUCGUUGAAGGCAGCACGGUUCCCGCAGAAAGAAUUAAGGGUUGGUUAAAGGUGCUUUUGUUACCGUUUGUUAUGGCUCUCUCCCUGUCCCUUAGGUGGGGACAGCUAUAACAAGCGGGAGAAGGCACGAACACCAAAAACCUACCUCUAAAAGAAGACGAAGAGGAUAAUGGCGUGGUCUCCAGCAUAAUUCUAGACGUAGAUGAGCAAGAUGGAACUCCUGCAGACGAUGAGAAGAACGAGCUCGAUGGAAAAAGCAGGAGUCAUCAACACUCCUCAACUGAGCUAGACAGCCUUCAACACGACACAGUGUCUUCACAUUCUUCUUCUACAUCGACGCGAGCUCGUCUAGAAUCUUCAUCCGCGCUGACGAGAACUACCCACAACUUACUAGCUACGUCAAAUUAUAGAGCCGACUCUGAUGCAGAAACUGGUGCUUGCUUUCAGCUUCCAUUGCGUCUCCCUACUGCCGCAAACGCUGUCACUGUCCUUGAUGAUGAGCUUGUCGUGGCUGGAGAUGAUGACGGUCUGUACUUCAUACCAUUGAAUGCAGAAGAGGACGAGCAGGAGGAGGACGAGACAGCUAACGAUGAAUCCAAAUUAUCGAGUGACGAGCAUCAUAGUGAGACCAGUCGUCAUACAUCUAGUGACGAAGACAUCGAUUUCCAAGAACAGAAAGAGGAUCAAGAACCUCGAAGUAAAAACAGGAACAAACAUGCGAAGAAAAACAACGCCAAGAAAGUCCAUCACUCCACUCGCGCUAGUGUGCUUCAAAUCCAGCGUGUGGAUACCACACUGUCUGAUACCGCAAAUACUUGGGGUCUGCUCACCUCCAAUGCCGUCGCUCCUACAGUCGGCUCGUUGCCAAUGGGCGAACGCUACGUACUUGUCGUCUUUAAUAAAUGGUCGGUACGAAUACGAUAUCGUGCUUUCAUCAUGGUCCUUAGCUCUUACAUGAUCUCCACUUUGCCAACAUCCUAAUCAGGCUUGUCUUUGAAUGAACCUUGGACGGGUCGUUUCCUUGAGCUCACAACUGCGUAUACCAUUGCAACACACUGACCCCAUCGUUCCAUCACAGGAAUUUUCUGGUGUCGCCGCAGCACCAGCUUCCGCUCUUUCUCUGCUCGAUCACUCAGUUGCAGAGGACACCACUCAAUACCGCUUCUUAACACCCUAUGGCACGCGCAUUCUUCGCCAAGACGCUGCUGGAAAGGUAUACAGGGUUCUGGGAGACUUCGGUUUCAAAACAGCAUCGGUCGGCAUUUUACUUGUCCAUUAUUGUGACAUGAGUCCACUUCCAAGGUAAUGGUCUGUGUGCAUGCGUGCUACAAAAAAACUAUUGAAAUUUCGAGAGCAGGUGGGUCUUCCUCCUCAUCAAAGUUGAGUUCACCCAGUCACCCAGAUUCAGCUCCUCUCCUGCGUCUUCCCAGGUCACUGCUGUUCCUGUCUCUGCGUCUGGUACCAAGACUGAAGCUGGACCCACGACCGAGAAGAGGACAAAUAUGCUCCUACUGAGUGCCCAGCACGGCAGGUCGCUUUUGCAGUACGACACGAACGCACACAAGAUUGUUUCGAGGUAAUUUGAGUUCAAAGCUAUUUUGGGUUCGAGGAUUUAUUAAAUCUUUCCUCAGGAAAUGAAUUUUGAAAAAAGGAGAUAAAAUCAAAAAUUCUUGGAUAUUCAACAGCUUUGAUGUGAAUACUAAGUGGAUUUGACGUAUUUUCAUGAAAAUUCAAGUUUUUAUUGAAUUUUGAAAUUCAUGAAUUUUUGAAAAUUUGAAUUUCUAGAUUUUCUAGGACUCGAAAAAUAUUAUAGAUUGGUCUAUUGUAGGAGUGGAUAACGGAGAUUUUGAGUCUCAGUUGACGAAAAUAUUGAAUUUCAACCAUAUCCAGAUGUUUUUGUUUUCAACAACUUUUAAUUCGAUUUAGAAUCUAAUCGUAAGCUUUUCAUGCAGUACAGGUAAAAUCAAUAUGUUACUCAGAAUUUUCAUAUAUACCAAUGAAAAAGCAAAGUUUUUGAAGAAUAGUUUGAUAGCAUGAAUAUACCAAAUAUCUGCAACAAUCCUGCAAAAUAUCGCAGAAAAUUUCAAGUUAGUGACAAUAUGACUCUCAAUGGUGAAAUUUGGUUUGAAAUCCAGUAAUUUCAAAAAUUUUCUGAUUUUAUCCUCAAAUUUUGAAAUUUAAAUUCAAUCGUGAGCUUUUCUCUUCAAGUGACAUCGCUCUUUCUCCUCGAUUUCAUUUUCAUUAGGUCAUUCAACAUUUUCGACUCAUGUUGAUAUUCAUUUUCAGGUCAGAGCUUCCUUCCACCCGUGGAACCCGCAGCACACCAGGAUCAGCAGAGGCCCACGAUUUUGCUGCCUACAACGGAAUGUCGGGGUCUACAGGGCUUGCUGUAGACAACGAUGGCCAUAUUAUGGUAACUAACGAGCAAACAGGAACGACAGACCGAUUAUCGCUUGGUGAGCAUGGAUCUGCGGGGGAAGAGGAUUUUUCGUCAGAGUUUGAGUCAAAUAGAAGUACGAGGGACCGAUUAGGUUUGCCAGAUUUGAUCCCUCCGUUUCCGACUGGCACCUCGUAUCUUGAUGGUAUUUAGUAAGUUGUUUUUUCUUCGAUCAAAAGUUUACUAGAAUUCCCGGUCGUAAAGCAAUGUAGACGUGCCGAAAGGUUACUUAUAUUUGCGAUUGCAUUCUCCUCAUUGACGUCUGUCAACACCAUCUACCUCAAGGUCUCCUUUUCGUUACCUCCGAGUACGAGGCUACCCCUCAGAGCUCGGAUUGGCGCACGAGGCUCAGUGUCUUUCGUCUUUCAAGCAAUGAAGCAGCAGAUAAGAUUCUGGGUGCAGCCGAGAAGCAGGAUGACUAUGCAACUUUGCUUCACGACGGGUCCAGGGCUAGUACAACGAGCGCUCUUUCCUCGUCAACACAGCACAAGGGACAUGAAAAACUUCUCCCUCCACCUCACCCGCACGGCGACAUGGAAGACAGGAAGUCAAGAAGUACUUCUAGGAAGUAUGGUAGUAGGAGCAAGACUGGUACCGAUGGGAACAUCGAAUCGCGUGAACGGAAGAAACACCACAAACAUGAUGGAGAAAUAAGCCAUGCGAGUGCUGAGUCUUCAGAAAAGGCUGAACAUCGAGCAGAAAAGAGCAAGAAACUGUCAUCCUUCUCUAGGAAAGUCGUCGACGCGAUAGACGAGCAAAAUCAUAGGUCUAUUGUCGAGCAAAUCCACCAGAGUAUUGAAGAGCAGGACCAACAGAAGCAUCAGGCGGCCAAGAAUGAGAACGAAGUUGACGCCUCCCGUCAUGGUCAUCAACAUGAUCACUCUACUGCUUCAUCUGCUCAUCAAGAACAGAAGGAGAAAGAGCACAAGCAGAAGCACGACAUCAGCGCCAAGAAGAAGACCAACACGAACACUGUUCUAGUCGAGCAAAGCGGCAAGUCUGGUACAACCUCCAAAAAGUCCUCCUCCGACACGAGCACGAGGAGUAAGAAGAACAAGAUGGAUCCUAGUUCUAGUCAAUUAGCUUUUGCGCCUCCUAGUAUGGAUGAGGAAAAUGCGGCGAGCUCGGCUACAAGCCAAGAGGCCUCAGCAACAUCCUCAGAUGCAGUAACUUCAUGCGAAUCCACAAUGGCAGAUACUUUUAUGGAAAAAUGAAGGAUCGGGUACGUACGUACUUAUGUAGUAUAACUGUUCGCCAUUACAAGCAGUUGAUGAAGUCUCGAAGGUGGAAUCUCGUUCUUGUGUAUUGAAGUACGUCAUGUUCAUGCCGUCGUGUAAUAAUUAUUACACGGCGGCUAAAAGUAAUAAACCUAGUUCCAGUAGUACCAGUUUUUUUUUUAGUUUUUGAUUAUCCAGAACCUUGUUCAAAGUAGCGUUACACGAAUCUCUCAUCUUCUAAGCCUCGGCUUUACGUGUGGACAAUGACGAUGGUGGACAUGAAGAAGAACUGUGUCCUUCCUGAGCCUCCGAAUGUGCAGCCUCCAGUGCCAGAAGGGAGUCCGCCGGACACUCCUCCGAACGAAGUCUGGAUACUCAACCGUGAUCCACUGGCGAAACAUACGCUAGCACUGCUGCAGGAGGAUGCGAAACAAGGUGGUCAGAAGACGGCUAGCAGUAAAGGAGGCAAGAACAAGUCACCUACGAAGACGAAGACUAAGACAACUUCUUCUACUGCGAAGAACAAAAGUAGUGCUGAAGACGGUCCGGGACCAGGCAUCUACUCUGGCGUCUCGGUACUCGCAGCUUCCUCUCGUGCCGCAGCAGGUCGUGCCUUGUCGUUUCUACAGCAGACAGCGACGAAAGUGAUGUUGAGCAGGAGUACUAGUAGUAGUGCAAGUGCUUCUAUGGCAUCAUCAAAAUCUAGUAUAUCUUCGACACUGGUGUCCACGGGAGCAGCCUUGCACCUGCAGCAGCCUUCAACAUCGGAGCAAGAGUCAAGCGAGAAAGCGCGAAUGCUGAAUCUGCAAACGCAGUUGUUUUAUGAAUGGAUUUUUUAUUGCCCUGCUCAGAAGUGAUGUUCAAUUUUCAGUCAUCUAUGUCCAAUCACAACAAGCUCCAGUCGCGAUGACCCUUAUCGCUAUGAACUCCCAAAUAACUUGUUUUAUUGAAGGGAGGCUCCAGAACUAGAGAUCGUUUUCUCUACUUCCUGUGUUACUAUGUUGAAGUAGGCUGUGCUUGAAUGAUACUCGUCUAGUUAUAAAAUACAGCCUGUCCUUAUAAAGCCAAAAUAUGUUAUCAUUAUCAUACUUUUCUACUUAAGAAACUUGAUAAUGAUAACAGAUUUUCUUUUCAUAGUCCUCCUCCCAAACCCACCAAUGCUUCAAUGCCUCCUUUCAUUCCGGAGAGCUGGAAGGCGAAGCUCGUGCUAGGAAAGAGAAGGCGUGGAAUCGGGUUGGGAUGUUGGCCGCCAACCUUGAUGCGAUGGCCGACAAGCUAGACACGACGGCGACUCGUGUCAACGACCUGCUAGCAAAGCAGCAGCACAAGCUAGCUCCAGCAAGGAGCGACGCUUGGCGCGAAUGGCGCGAUGCGCGACAAGCAACGGCGUUUAAGCGACGCGAAUUGAGGAAAGCGAGGAGGAGAAGGAUGAUCUCGUCUGCUAGCAAUAGACGAGGAGGAGAAUUUCUACUAGAGAAAAAGUCUGCUUCUAGUUCUAGUAUACAUGUUGAAUUAGAUCAAAAUCAUCCAGAAGUAGGGCACGACCACGAGCACGAGCAGGAAGAUCAUAGAACAUCAAGUCAAAAUUUACCUCUACCCAGACUAGUAGCAGAGUACGACCUACCCAAGAGCAUCACUGACAUCUCUGCAAUCGCAGCUACGCGAAGAGGCGUGCAGGAUUUCACCAUCUUCGCAGCUGCAGAUCAACAGAUGUACAGAUUCGACAUCAAUCUGCUGGACAAGGUGGCGCAGUGUCCGGAGUGGACUUGAUGCAGCAAGUCUGAGCUAGGGAUUUGGGUUUAGGGUUUGGGUUUAGGGUUUACGGAGUUGGAAACGGAAAUCUAAUGAUACUAUUUCUUUCAAUGUGUGAAGAAAUCUAAUGACUUUUGUUUUUGAAUGGUUACGCUACGUUAGUGUUACGGUUACCUGUUCGUAUCAAAGUUUAGCUGAUAGAAGUUUUUUUUUGUGCAUCAGAAUUUCUUAGAAAGUAAAAGCAUCAUCGGAAUGCAGUUGUUGUACAGCUAACGAAAGUUGUAAAGUUUCUGUACAGAUGCAGAAGGUUUUCACAAAUGACAUUUCCACAGAUAACCGAGAAAAUGAUAAUCGAGAGUACUCUAGUUUUUGAGAAGUUUCAAUCUGGUGACGACACCUGAACAUGAGGAAGACAGCGG
Messenger RNA from Amoebophrya sp. A25, 6323 nucleotides. Lineage: Eukaryota; Dinophyceae; Syndiniales; Amoebophryaceae. The record is from the annotation of a GenBank genome assembly.